Molecule: messenger RNA, 2105 nt
Organism: Labrus bergylta (ballan wrasse)
Lineage: Eukaryota; Metazoa; Chordata; Actinopteri; Labriformes; Labridae
Source: RefSeq, a predicted model, not a curated record
CACAUUCUCGGGAUUUCUAAAGGAACCUCCUCCUGAAUGUAUUCAGUUUGAGCUCUCUACUAGUUUUGAAACCCAAUGUGCAUGUCGAAAGCACAGUGUGGAAACAUUGUGACUCCUCUUUGAACUUAAAUAAGUCAGCAGAUAAAAAGCUCUAAUGGUAACUGAGACUGGAAAAUUGUGCAAUUGAAUAACUUAAAAUAUACAAAUGUGACACAAAGGUGUUGUUGAAAUAAACUUUUUUACCAAGGGUUUAAAUAAUGUUUUGGCAAAGUUAAAAUUGUUGGUUUAUUUAAUGGAAUUUGCUCAUAGAUUUCCCUCCCACAGUAAGACUUAACACUGCUUUUUUAAUGCCUAUUUGUGGCUAAAUUCUUUGAGACAAGUCACCCACACUAAAGAUUAGUGCUUUAUAAAUUUAAAUAAUGUAUUAAUUAAUGGGGCUUUAUUGAUUAUAAUUCGUGUUUGCUUGAAACCUGACCGACUAUACUUAAUACCACCGAUAGGGGGAGCUGCAACAUGACACUUCACUGAUGAACAGGAUGAUCUCUCAGGUCUUCAUCUUGUCCUCAAAGGGCGACCACCUCAUCUACAAAGACUUCCGCGGAGAAGCAGGAAGUGAUGCUGUCAAUAUUUUCUACGAGAAGGUCACAGCGCUGACUGGAGACCAGCCUCCAGUUGUCAUGAAUCACAAAGAUCUUCACUUCAUCCACGUCAGACAGGGCGGGCUGUACUGGGUCGCCACGACAACAGCCGACUCCUCCCCCUUCACUGUCAUUGAGUUCCUCAACAGACUAACAGCUCUGGUCAAAGAUUACUGCGGCAGCCUGUCUGAGAAGUCUGUGCAGAUGAACUUUGCUCUCAUCUAUGAGCUGCUGGACGAGGUGGUGGACUUUGGUUACAUCCAGACCACAUCUUCUGACGUCCUGAAGAACUUCAUCCAGACUGAGGCGGUCUCCUCUCGACCGUUCAGCCUGUUCGACCUCAGCAACGUCGGCCUGUUUGGAGCAGAGACGCAGCAGAGUAAAGUAGCCCCGAGCUCUGCGGCCACCAGACCAAUCCAGACCAGCAGAGAGCAGGGAGGGAAGAGUGAGAUAUUUGUGGACGUGAUAGAGAGGAUGUCGGUCGUCAUCGGCUCCAACGGAGUGGUGAUGAAGGCCGACAUCGAGGGAGAGAUCAAAGUCAAGUGCUACAUGCCGAGCUGCUCAGAAAUGCGGAUCGGCCUGAAUGAAGAAUUCAGCAUUGGCAAGUCACAGCUCAGAGGUUACGGCUCUUCUGUUCGUGUCGACGAGUGCAGCUUCCACCAGGCGGUCCGACUGGAUGAGUUCGACAGCAACCGGAUCCUCCGCCUGUGUCCCAGUCAGGGAGAGCAAACAGUGAUGCAGUAUCAGCUGAGUGAUAAUCUGCCCUCAGCUCCUCCUUUCAGACUCUUCCCGACAAUCGAGAGAGACAGCGGAGGAAGGCUGCUGAUGUAUCUGAAGGUCCGCUGUGAUCUGCCACCAAAGAGCGCUGCCAUCAACGUGUGUGCGUCUGUCCCUGUCCCUAAAGGCUCUGUGAGUUUGUCUCAAGAGCUCAGCAGCCCAGAUCAGAGUGCCGAGCUGAAGCAGCAGAGUCGCGCUGUUGAGUGGAAGAUCCCCCGCUUCACUGGAGGAACACAACUGUCUGCACUGUUCAAGCUGGAGGUCCCUGGUCUCAGCUCGGCCUCCAUGUUGGAGGUCGGUCCAGUCGGUCUGAGCUUCGAGCUGCCUCAACUCACUGUCACAGGGCUUCAGAUCCGCUUCCUCCGCCUGUCACCCGUCCAGCCCGGCCCGUCGCAGCGCUGGGUCCGCUAUGUCACACACUCUGACUCCUACAUCAUCAGAGUUUAACCCCCAAAAACCUCUGCUUCAAAGUACCCGUCAGUUUUAUGAUGGAGCUGCAGGAAAAUCUGGUUUAUAGACUUUGGGGCCAUUAUACAGUUCAUGUUUUAUCUGUACAUUUCUUUGGCUCCAAUGAGAACAUCUGUUCUGUUUUUGUGUUUGAAUUUAUCUCAGCUCAACAGAUAAUAAUACAAUUACCUUUAUGUGUUUGUGUGUAAAUAAAAUAUGAAGCCAUGUGUUAUCUUUACAUGA